This is a messenger RNA of Coregonus sp. 'balchen', 2471 nucleotides long. NCBI's taxonomy places the organism in Eukaryota, Metazoa, Chordata, Actinopteri, Salmoniformes, Salmonidae. The record is from the annotation of a GenBank genome assembly.
AUGGAUGUAGCCAAGUUUAUCACCGUUACCUACAACACCUUGCAGGAUGCCAACACCUCGAGCGCACCGAGACCUCUCUCACACACAGAGCUGGGCUCUGCGCUCAUCAUCCUGGUGGUCACCGUGAUCAUUCUGGUCACCAUCGUCGGUAACGUGCUGGUCAUCGUGGCCGUGCUCACCAGCCGGGCUCUCCGCGCGCCACAGAACCUUUUCCUGGUGUCCCUGGCGUGCGCGGACAUCCUCGUAGCCACUCUGGUCAUCCCGUUCUCCCUUGCCAAUGAGGUCAUGGGUUACUGGUACUUUGGGAGCACCUGGUGCGCCUUUUAUCUGGCACUGGACGUGCUCUUCUGCACCUCGUCUAUAGUCCACCUGUGCGCCAUCAGUCUGGACCGCUACUGGUCCGUCACCAAGGCCGUGAGCUAUAACCUGAAGCGGACCCCCAAGCGCAUCAAGUCCAUGAUAGCCAUGGUGUGGGUCAUCUCCGCCAUCAUCUCCUUCCCGCCUCUCAUCAUGACCAAGCACGACGAGCACGAGUGUCUGUUAAACAACGAGACCUGGUACAUCCUGUCCUCUUGCCUCGUGUCCUUCUUCGCCCCGUGCCUCAUCAUGAUCCUAGUCUACUGUAAGAUCUAUAAAGUGGCCAAGCAGCGCUCUUCCACAGUGUUCGUGGCUAAGAACGGCCUGGAGAGGCAGCCCUCCCAGUCUGUGACGUGCUUCGUGAGGAAGGACCGGAUGGAGAUGGAGAGCCCCAGUAGCCAGAGCUCCGAGGACCACCACAGGCAGGAGGAGCUGGAUGAUAUCGACCUGGAGGAGAGCUGCUGCACCUCGGACAACAAACCCCGUAACCACCGCUUCUCCAAGCGAAGGAAGGUGGAGGGCUCGGACUGCUGCCCGCGCCAGAGCUGCCGCCUUUCUUGGGCCUCAGCGCGCGCCUCGCAGCUUUUCCAAGACCCUAAAAACGGGGCCAACGUGGCCCUGGCGGCCCAGCGGCAGCACCUCGCGGUGGCUGCGUCCAAGACCAAAGUGGCCCAGAUGCGUGAGAAGCGAUUCACGUUCGUGCUGGCCGUGGUAAUGGGGGUGUUUGUGCUCUGCUGGUUCCCCUUCUUCUUCACAUACAGCCUGCAUGCAAUCUGCAGGGAGAGCUGCUACAUUCCCGGCGCGCUCUUCAACACCUUCUUCUGGAUUGGUUACUGCAACAGCUCUGUGAACCCUAUCAUAUAUACCAUUUUCAACAGGGAUUUCCGUAAGGCGUUUAAGAAAAUAGUUUGCCGGACUUCAAAACGGACUAAUGCCACUUGAAAAGAAGGGUCACUUUGAGGCUGUAACUGGCUGACUGUGCUUCACUGCUCAUCCAGACAAAGACGUCAGUUCCGUAUCCAGCGCUCAGCCCUACACCUCUGAAUGACUAUUCGUUCCAAAAUGAACUUUUAUAUGUAAAUAAUAUGAUGAUAUCAUAUCAAAAUAUCUCGUGUUGUGCACAAAUGUGUGAAUAUUAGAAACAAUGUACAGAGGGAAUAGGAUGUAUUAAACAAAAGCCAGAUAUAUAUAUAUUGUCAUUGAUGGUUUAAUAUGGCUAGUGAAUCAUAUUGUCCCCUGCUUUCAAAGUUAAGAAUUAAUGUAAUAUUCAGUGAGGAAACUAAGAUAUGUAGGCCAAAGCAUAAUAAUUCCAGCACCAUUGCACAACCCAUUCUUUUCUGUACUUUAAUUAAUAUUUUAUGUCCCGUCAAGAUUUUAAAAAAGAAAUCUAGUUCAGAGUAAAAGUGAUGUCAUAAACCCAGAUUGCAGAGCCGAUAGAGCUGUGUGGGGCACCGGGAGUUAUAGAUUCUAAACAUGAAUCAUUCAUCAGACAGUCGUCAAUAAGGUAUGAGAGUGAGAAGAGCGGUGUGGCGCCUAUCCUAAAUGGUUACAAAUGACUGCAAUUGCUUGGUCGAGUUUGACAGAGAUGCCAAAAUGUAAAGAUUUUAUUUAUGUAUUUUUUUAAACAACACAAAACAUACACAUACAAACGACAACAUACCGACGCACACAAACAUCCACAUCACCCCUGCACAGACACACCUGCUGGUACCCCCAGAUCCAGCGGACAUAUCACUCUCCGCCACAUGGCCUCAAACUGCACCAUUUUGUUUUUCUCCGUUGCCCACAGACUUUCAACAUUUAGAUAAUAAAGCAUUUGACCUUUCCAUUGUGUUAACGAUAGAAGAUUGGUUGAUUUCCAGAAGUUUUUUCAAGAUGAUUGACGAGAAAAGUAUCGUCCAACCCAUCGGGUAUCUCACUGCACCCUCAUAAUUUGGAGUAGUUUUCAGUCAAUUAAAAAAAAUCUUAAAUGGUAUCGAGUACGACUUCUGACAGACGGGUUGGUGACGCAGAUCUCUUUGAGUGGACCUCAGGCCUCCCUCAUUGCUGAACCCCCAAACCACGCGCUGCUGUCCUUGGUGCUGAAACACGCACUCUACACUGCUGGCACUAUG